GGUGCUUCGAUUGCAGAAAGUGUUUGAUCGUCCAAUAUGAAACAGUACCUGGUGCUUGCCCUCGUCUUCGCGGCCAUUCUGGCCAUGAUCAGCGCCCAUCCUCUGGAGGAACAAAAGAUCACGCUGGAAGAUGCUGAAGCACAGCCGGGAAUCGAUGAUGGCACUGGAGUUAGGGCUGCUCGUCACUUUGGCGGCUUUCGCCGCGGAGGAUACUGCUGUGGAGGAGGCGGUGGCUACCGCCCUGGUGGAUUCGGUGGCGGUGGCGGAUAUCCCAGAGGUGGAUUUGGCGGAGGCAGUGCAUCAGCAUCGGCGUCAGCUUCAGCCAGUUCCAGUUGGGGACGUAAAUAAAAAUAGUUAAUCAGUGUAAAUGAGGCAAAAAUAGACAAACGUCAAGAAACGAAAACAAAAACAUAUGACUUUGCAUUGGGUGGCAAAUUGAGGGACUUUCGGUGUAAAGGGCGUGUUCGAUUGCUUACGCACUUAAUCACAAAAAAUACAACGUAAUCGAAUGGAACCGGUCCAGAAACGCUAAUCGAUGAAUACGAUCCAAACACGAUCGAAAUUCUACUUUUCCCACAAAUGAAAAAUCUUCCAAGAUUAAGACUCCGCUAGUUCUAAGCCAUUCAAUUAAAAAUAGCACAUCUGGACCAUAAAUGUGGUGGUUUUUGUUGAUAACUUUAAUGGCUAGAUUUGAUAACUGUUGCGAAAUGCUUGCACAACUAAAAGGAAUCGCCAAAUCUGGGAUAAUGUAACCUGUUUUCGAACAACACACUAAUUGCCAAGUCAAAUAAAAAGCUAGUUCGAUUAAUUUCCAGA
This is a messenger RNA of Drosophila simulans, 816 nucleotides long. RefSeq names its product glycine-rich RNA-binding protein GRP1A. The coding region runs from base 37 to 348 and encodes 103 amino acids. The record is from RefSeq and is a predicted model, not a curated record. Lineage: Eukaryota; Metazoa; Arthropoda; Insecta; Diptera; Drosophilidae. The transcript has a single exon.